CCGUUCAGCUCGUCUGGACACACACACGUGUGAAUCGGUCUCAGUUUACAUGGUAAAAAUAGUGCUCGGUCUCCUACAGAUUAUCGUUCGAGCUCGACAAAUAUGCCGGAAUUAACUGAACUCGACAAAGCUGCAAGCUCUGAACCUACCAAGGUCGAAGCGACAGCUGCAGGAUCUGGAACUGAUUCAGAUUCAGAUGAUACCAUGCCAGAAUUGGACGAUGCAGGAACUGGUGGUACCGUGGGUUUCCCAGGUACGACUGUCACUGGUCUUCCCAUUGAUGUGGUUUCUAAAGCAAAACAGAGUCGAGGAGAAAAAAAGGCCAGGAAGCUUAUGAGCAAGUUAGGUUUGAAACCUGUUCAAGGAGUUAACAGAGUAACUAUUCGUAAAUCAAAGAACAUUCUGUUUGUAAUCAAUAAACCAGAUGUGUUGAAGAAUCCAGCGUCAGAUACUUACAUAGUAUUUGGCGAAGCUAAGGUAAAAUACAGUUGAUAAUGUAUACAAAGAAAUGUAGGAAAAGUAAUGAUCCAUUAUGAGUUUCGUAUGCCUAUGCUG
Messenger RNA from Ceratina calcarata, 555 nucleotides. Its product is annotated as nascent polypeptide-associated complex subunit alpha-like. The record is from RefSeq and is a predicted model, not a curated record. NCBI's taxonomy places the organism in Eukaryota, Metazoa, Arthropoda, Insecta, Hymenoptera, Apidae. Gene Ontology annotation, cellular component: nascent polypeptide-associated complex. The coding region runs from base 103 to 492 and encodes 129 amino acids. The transcript is spliced from 3 exons.